Molecule: messenger RNA, 4590 nt
Organism: Strongylocentrotus purpuratus (purple sea urchin)
Lineage: Eukaryota; Metazoa; Echinodermata; Echinoidea; Camarodonta; Strongylocentrotidae
Product: cyclin-dependent kinase 5 activator 1-like
Exons: 1
Coding region: 199-1455 (418 amino acids)
Biological process (GO): positive regulation of cyclin-dependent protein serine/threonine kinase activity; activation of protein kinase activity
Cellular component (GO): cytoplasm; protein kinase 5 complex
Molecular function (GO): cyclin-dependent protein serine/threonine kinase activator activity; protein kinase binding
Source: RefSeq, a predicted model, not a curated record
GCAGCAUUGUACAGCUCACGGAACAGUCUGCGAUCUGAUUGUCAAAGCGACUAGUGCUACGCCAUUUCGGCUGCUGAUAAAUAUCACGGUUUCGUUGAUUCUCUUCGUAAACAGCCGUGAAUAUCGCCAACAUUCCUCAAUGUUUCUGUUGAAAAGCUGUCUCUCACUGUAAAGUGCAUCAAAGACUGACGAGAUUAUAUGUUGCUGUGUUCAACAUCUGGAGGGAUUUUAUCUCCACUCCAAGCCGAGGUAUCUACUGUCUGUGGCUGCAGUUGCAGUUGCAGAAAACUUCGCAAUCCUUUCAGCAUUAAGAUAUCUCCUGCAAACAUGGGUACCGUCUUGUCGAUCUCACCAAAGCCUCAUCGGGGCGAUUAUGGCGGCUAUUCGGACACUACUACGCUCAGUGUAGGAAACUUAAAUGAACUGUACCUCAACAACAGCAAGAAUGUAGCCAGCACCAAGGAAAAUAUACAUCUGGUUGGUGAGCGGCCGAUGCGAAAGCACAAUUCCGCCCUUUUUAUUAGUGCUCUGGGGCUGAAGAUGUUCAGCGUCUCCAAGAAGAAAACAAGCAGCACUGGAGUAAGUACAACUUCUUUGGACACUAACUUUAACAGCAGUAAACAAUCCCUGACAGGAUCAGAUAAAGCGAAUAACAACGUGCUCAAACCGAAGAAUCACUCUAAUCAAAACACGAACAAUGCUGUGUACAGGCAGUAUCCUGAUAGCGUGGCCAUCCUCACACCUCAGAAAAAGGACUCAAAAAUGUUGGAUUCGAGCAUCAAGAAGUCGUUUUCAUGUUUCAAUCUUAAUUCGCACUGUCCAUCGAACGCCCAGAAUGGCCACCACCAAUCACACAAGCAACACAAAAUCAGCAACGUCUCUGGAUCCACAGUGACGACAACGUCAACAAAUGGACUGAACGGCUUCCGAAAGGUGUCUAGCCAUGGGCUGCGAUCUUCAUCCGGUGUUCAAACCAACCCUAAGAAGAUCCUGCAGUGCUCAACCAGUGAGCUGCUGAAAUGUCUUGGAAACUUCCUCUGCAGGCGAUGUCCCUAUCUGAAGAGCUUUGAUGCCAAUGAUGCUAUAAUGUGGCUGAGGGCUGUUGACCGAUCCCUUCUCAUCCAGGGCUGGCAGGACAUCAACUUUCUCAACCCCGCCAACGUCGUCUUCGUUUACAUGCUCGUGCGUGACCUCCUCAGUGGUGAUGCAGUGGUCAAGAAUGAGUCCGAACUCCAAGCCAUGGUCCUGACCUGCCUCUACCUUUCCUACAGCUACAUGGGCAAUGAGAUUAGCUAUCCCCUCAAACCAUUCCUGGUCGAAGAGGACAAGGACAGGUUCUGGUCCAGGUGUAUCAAAAUCAUCAACAGCUGUAGCUCAAAGAUGCUGAGAAUAAACCAGAAUUCCAACUACUUCACGGACGUUCUAGCGGACCUUAAAUCUUUUGCAAGAAGUUGAAUAACUGUUUCGAUGGUUAUGGGAUUGUGCAUUUUUCAUAAACAGUAGAAGGCCAGUUGAAAAACUGGUCUUCAUUUUAUAACCAUAUUGAGAAUCUAACUUAUAAGGGAGCCACACCUUUUAACUGUGGAACAAGAUUAUAUAUAUACUUGAUUCGUUCUGAAGAAUCUUAAUAUAAUUAUGUAUUGCUCAGUCAGUCACCGCGUUACCUGAUGAAAUGUUUAAAAGGUUUUAUAUCUGUAUAUCGUGCUGAAUACUUGAUUGUACUAUGUAUAUAUCUGAGAUGAUUUUACUUGUUCAAGAAACUAUAUGUGUGUCAUGCUAGUCCACAAAGAAGGCAUAUUUAUCAUUUGUUUUGCUGCACUUGUAAACAGGAGAUACUGUACAGUAGAUAAGAAGUAUGUUUGGGUGUGGGUUAACGAGAUGGUAUGCCGAAUAUUGAUAUCAUACAUGCGAUAUGGCUGUCUUUCAGCGAGGCGCGUGGCUGCCUAGGGGGAAAGCGAAAAGAAAAAAAAAACAGCUCCGCCUGAAGAUGGAUAAGCAGACAGCCAGCAAUCUUUUGGUAGAAUAUCAAAUACCGUUCUGUUUCACUCUCUCCUUCCCCCUCUCUCACUCUAUAUCUUCCUUUGAUUUGGAGAAGACUGGCUGUUUUUCAUCGCUUGCCUCGCUUUCACUCCGCAGGCCUCGAUCGGCAUAACAUCUCGUGUAACCCAAUAACACUGCCUCUUGCUCUGUUCUUAUUGCAUGACAUGGGCCGUCACAUAAGCAGAAUGAAGGCAUAGAGCGGCCUCCGUUCACAACCAAAUGGCAUUUCCAUUAAGAUUGCUUAGCUGGAAUGUAGAGCAGCUAUAGAGGCAUAGGCGGUUAUUUUGCAAAAGGGUUUUUGUGGGGAAAGAACAUGUACUUAACGAUCGAUGCAUAAGCGGAAUCUAUAAAACAAGAUUAAGAAAUCAAUGCAUUCCUUACUGAGUUGUAAACCAACUGCAAUGUCGUGUGAUAUAUUGUUCGAAUGUGAUCAUUUUUUAUUAUAUUAAUUUGACUUUUGCUUUUUUUUUUACACCAAAGAACAACGAAAUAUUUUUGUAAUGAUUUGCAGUUGCCAUUUGUAACUUUUGUGCGAUUUUAUUUUCACUCGUGUAAGUUAUAUUCGUUAUUAAUCCUCGUUCUUGUGGAAUCCCUUGGUUUCAUUUGUAUAUCAUUUAUAUGAUUUGUUACUCACGAAAGGGAAGCAUUUUCUGUUUAACAUUUUAGAAGAUAAGCCCGUUUUUGCUCUUCUUAUAACCGUACCCUAGGAAAGAUGAUGCAUAUAUCAUUUCUCCUAAAUUCAUAUUGUAGACGGCGGAUUACUAUUGUAAAAGGUCACAAACACAUAAGGUCAAUCUGUAUAACUGUGCAAUAUUCAUGACUGAUUGUAUAUCUUUCAUCUAAAUAGACAAAGAUUGCAAUUAAUUUAUCAAAAUGUUCUUUGCUGCUGGCCCUGCUGCUUUGUUGGAACUUUUCAAAAAAACAGUGAAACGGUUUGAGUAAUAGUUGAGAGUUUAAAACACAAAUGAUAUUUAUUUAUCUCCUUCUUGGAGGAAGAAAAUCGAAUGAUUUGGUUUUGUUUAUACAUUUUCUUGCCAUAGAUUACGGGUUUUACCAUUCGGAUAUCUUUUAUUUCUGAUAAAUUAUAUAGUGUAGUAUUUAUUCAUUAUGCACAAAACAGUGGCGACGUGUAAUGGCUAUGCAGGCGAACGCUGUGUUGUGUGGGCUUGUAGGGCGAGUACGAGCGAAGCUCAUUAACAUUAUUAUUGACUCGCUCUCGCCGGCGCUCCAUCUUACACGCACGGCAGAGCUCGCAUCCAUUUAACGGGCCCGUUACUAUAGCAACGGGUUUGCAUCACCACGUAAUCUCAUUACUUGGGGGUCUGUGUAAUACUAAUGAAGGGUUGAUUGUUGAAUUAAGACUGCCGACUGAUGAAUGCAGUAUCGUUAAUAUAUAGCAAACUGUAUGGCUCCUACAAAGCGCACUGCAAUGUGCGUGGCUUCUGGUUGAAUGAAAUAUUGCAUUUACAGUUCUUUUCAUCGUCGAGUAAUUGACGGUUUUCUUCCUCUGGAGUAAAUAUAUGAUUAUGAAACUUAAUAAUUUAGUAAAACCUUCAACAAGACAUAAUAUGUAAGUCAACUCCCAUGCAGAUAGAUCAUUUUUUGCAACAAAAAAUACGAAUCAAGAUUCACUUAACAAACCGUAGACAAACACAGGCUACGCAGUUUUAACAACACAAUGGUCAUUACAGUUCUUCUUUGUGAAUGAAAUUGAAAAUGAAAAUUUGAUUAUGGACACAACUGACUGUGAUUCAAAUGCAUUGCCAUUGUUCAUCUCUUGCCAAAGAUCCUGUGACAUAGAGAGCAUACACGCUGUGUUAUUGUAAAAAAGUCUAGCUUUUUGGCUGACUUCAUCAGGAAAUGAAACAGUCGUUGUUAGUGUCAACACCGGAAUCUAGGUCCGGAAAAUCACGCGACCUGGCCAGUCAAACUAUCUCAACCGAGGACUGUGUAUUGUUGUGAAGAACUGAUCAGCCCGUAUACAUGACAUCAAUCAUAGUGAAAGCCGAUAGUUUUAAUCAGAUACUUAACGUUAAAAGGGUAAUAUGAGACAUGCAUAUCAGUAUUUCGCGCUAGGAUUCCAGAUGAAAAAUGAAACAGAAAAUGUUCAUAUAACUAGUAAACUUGAUAAAAAUUAACCUUGUGUUCCAGUACUGUUUUAGACAACAGAUAUCUUGUACUAUACCCCUAUCAUUGUACUGUUGACUCUAUGAUUGAACGCAAUGUUCUAGGCACAACAUUAUAUAUACCAAGUUGAUGUUGUUGUGGAUGCGUUUAUAAUUGGCUUCAAGAUAACGCUGUCUUGUUAUCCCAUUUCUUAACUUUUAAACGUUUUGUGUCAUAGUACUGCAAAUCCUUCGUGUACUAUUCACUGUCUAUGGUCAUAUUUACUUCUUACAUGUCGUGUCAACUGCUUCACAAUUGUAUCUUCACAAUUGGUUAAACAGAUCUUUAUGGAUGUGUGUGAUGUAAGAACAGAAGAAAACAACAAAAACAAAUAAAAAAUAAAUAAAUAAUUGCCCUAUUGUUAGGGCGUGAAACUAUUCCAGA